This is a messenger RNA of Arvicola amphibius (Eurasian water vole), 423 nucleotides long. RefSeq names its product 60S ribosomal protein L29-like. The record is from RefSeq and is a predicted model, not a curated record. Gene Ontology annotation, cellular component: cytosolic large ribosomal subunit; ribosome. Gene Ontology annotation, biological process: cytoplasmic translation. NCBI's taxonomy places the organism in Eukaryota, Metazoa, Chordata, Mammalia, Rodentia, Cricetidae. Gene Ontology annotation, molecular function: structural constituent of ribosome. The transcript has a single exon. The coding region runs from base 1 to 423 and encodes 140 amino acids.
AUGGCCAAGUCCAAGAACCACACCACACACAACCAGUCCCGGAAAUGGCACAGAAAUGGCAUCAAGAAACCCCGGUCACAAAGAUACGAAUCUCUCAAGGGGGUCGACCCCAAGUUCCUGAGGAACAUGCGUUUUGCCAAGAAGCACAACAAGAAAGGCCUGAAGAAGAUACAGGCAAAUAACGCAAAGGCCGCGAGUGCACGUGCGGAGGCCAUCAAGGCCCUGGUGAAGCCCCAGGUGGUAAAGCCCAAGGUGCCAAAGGGCCCCAGCCGCAAACUCACCCGCCUUGCUUUCAUCGCUCACCCCAAGCUUGGGAAGCGGAUUAGAAGCUACAUGGCCAGGGGGCGUAGGCUCCAAAAAACAGAGGCCUCAGCUGCAGCUCAGGCUCCCAAAGGUGCCCAGGCCCCUGUGAAGGCCCCAUAA